GGGAAAUUAACUUGAAUGAUCACUUUAUUGUGGAAAUAAUGGAAUGGCUUACCCAUAGGUAGCCCUGGAUGUCAUAUUUAUAAUAGAAUAAGUGUCCAAAAUACAAUAGGAAACAACAAAAUAUGGAAACCCUAUUUUAGGUAAUUACUACAUUAUUACACCCCUCAAUCUAUGCAGGGGAUACAACGCGCAGAUUGUCCCUAAGAAAAAUAAACCGUUGAAGAGAUAAACACUUGGUGAAGAUAUCAGCUAGCUGAAACUGUGUAGGAACAUAGCGUACUAGCAGGUCUCCAUGAGAAACACGCUCCCGGACAAAAUGAUAAUCUAUGUCAAUAUGUUUGUUGCGUGCAUGCUGAAUCGGAUUUGUAGACAGAUAAGAAGCAGAAACAUUAUCACAAAGCAAUUGAACAGGCGUGCGUAUGGGUACUCCAAGUUCGAACAAAAUCGAACCUAUAUGCAGUGUGUCCUGGACUGUGUAAGCUAUCGCCCUAUACUCAGCUUCUGUAGAAGAUCUGGAUACAGUAGGUUGUUUCUUGGACUUCCAAGAAAUUAAGUUAGGCCCCAAAAAUAUAGCAAACCCGGAAGUGGAGCGACUGCUAUCAGGACACCCAGCCCAAUCAGCAUCAGAAUAAGCCUGUAGUGUAGGAGAGGAAGCAUGUGGCCGAAGCAACAGGCCAUGAUCUGGAGACCCCUGAAGAUACCUGAAAAUACACUUAACAGCCAACAUAUGUGAAGUACGGGGGGCAUGCAUAAACUGGGAAACCAAGUGAACAGCAAAUGUAAUAUCAGGUCUAGUCAUAGUCAAAUACUGUAAAGCACCUACCAUACUCCUGUACUCAGUAGGAUCCGCCAGAAGGUCACCAUCAGUGAGAAUAGUUUCGUCCUAGAAGGAAGAGGGGUACGAACUGGUUUAAGAGUAUGAAGAUGAAACCUGGCUAAUAAAUCGGACACAUAUUUCUUUUGUGAGAGAAAUAACCCUUGAGACAGACGGACCGCGUGGACACCCAGGAAAAAAUGUAGAUCCCCUAGAUCUUUCAUAGCAAAGUGGCGGCCCAGACAAGAAAUAAAAUGAGUGAUGAAAGAUGAGGAAUUACCAGUUAUAAUAAUAUCAUCGACAUAGAGGAGCAAAUAGAGAAUAUGACCCCCUUGCCGAAAAAUAAAUAAAGAAUUAUCAGACUUACUGUAGACAAACCAUGAGUUAAAAGAAAACUACUAAACCUGUAGAACCAGGCUCUUGGAGCAUGUUUGAGACCAUAAAAUAGGGUUUCCAUAUUUAUAAUAGAAUAAGUGUCCAAAAUACAAUAGGAAACAACAAAAUAUGGAAACCCUAUUUUAGGUAAUUACUACAUUAUUAAUACAGACAUGAGAAUCCUUAGAUGAACAAUUGGUCCAGUGCAUAUGCCUUAAAUGAACAAUUGGUCAAGUGCAUAUGCUUUGGAUGAAAUAUUGGUCAAUUGCAUAUGCAGAAGCUAAGCAUUCUUAGUAAACAAUCUAGGGAUAGGAUAUUCGAGAAUUCAGAACAACCUUAACGUGAAUACACACCCAAAUGGCCACAUAGUGUGUUCGUCUUUGGAAAUCUAAAGGACAAUACACACUGAGUGCAGAGAAUGCCUAUGAAUUUUAUGAAAUUAAAUUGCAAUUAACUACUCAAAUGCUCAUUGAUUAAGUAUCAUAUAACCAAUCAUUCAUUGCAAUAAUAUGAACAUUUUUUUAUAGAUUCUCGUUUUCAGAGGAGAAACAUGUGUUAACCCAUAUACAUUGAUACAAAGACAUAUAUAUAUGCAUGUAUGCGAGUGUGUGUUAGUGAAUCAAAAGUAUACUUGUGCAUUUUGUCCUUGUUUGCUUGGUGAACAUUUUUUUCAUCUCUAUAGUCAUAUAUAACAAAUCACAAGUGCCACGAUCUGCUUGAAAACUUCACAAGAAGAAACCUUACCUCACAAAUGUAAGAAUUAGGUCGCAGCUUCAGUAUUUUCUCCACCCAAUUCUCUUCUGAUGCGCUUCAGAAAUUGUAUAAUGAAUCGGCAGUUCAUUAUUAUCAAUCGGUCUGACGUUAAACGUGAACGAAUGAAACAAGUUGCAGUGGAAAAACGAUGUCGGGAACCCUCAAAAUCAGCAUUUGUUUGACGGUCGAAUUAGGGAUCUGAUAAUUCAUGUUGAGAUCGAUUGAGAGAGCAACGGCGACGAACGAUUUAAGGUGGAGUUUAUGGUAAGGCAGCUGGAAAUUGAUCGACAAAUACGAAAGAUGGACAGACACGAAGCUUCUAGGAGAUGAAGACAGAUGUCGAUUGUCGAUGCAGAGCCAGAUUUUUGUGAUUUGAUUGCAUUUAAUGUUUUGACUCUUUUUGAAAUAAGGAAACCUAAAUUGAAAAUUUGAAAGUUAAAUAUGAAAACUAAUACAUAGCUGGACAUAAAUGAAAUACUAAGCACAAAAUUAGACUCUUCGGGUAAUUAGCACAAUUAAAAGAGAACGGAAAUAGUACAAGAUACUGUAACCCAUUGACAUGCUUUGAUUUGUUUAGUCUUAAAUUCUUAUUUAAGUCCCCAAGUGUGAUCAAUAAAAAAAUUAAUGGGAAGACGAUAUAUACGUAGUAAUUAAUUCAUUUAAGGGAGGUGUUUCUUUGCUCUUAAAAUUAGCUUAGUGUCUUAUAUGCUCUUAGAAGGUUUACCUUAGUGGUCUCAUUGCUCCUGAAAUUAUCCUAGUGUCUUAUUUGCUCCUCCCUUUUGUAUUCAAAGAAAAAUGGCCACGGUUAGUCAUCGGGUUAAUAAUGAGAAGGAAGAUGGCAGUAGCUUUCCAGUUCCCACCCCUGCGAAAGCGGCAAUCAAUAAUCGAGGCCAACAUAAAAGCUCUGAUUUCAGCGACGAAUCAACCGGCAGGGAUCUCUGAUGACGUUCUAGACAUUGAAAAAUCUCUCUGGGAAAAAAAAUUAUAUUCAAAGGGGGCGGCGAGGGUUUCCCCAUUGGAAAUUUGACGGGCGGAAAUCCCAGAUUGAAAAUUACUUUAAAUCGAGGCCAACAUAAAAGCUCUGUAAAUCGAGGCCAACGUAAAUCUCUCUGCUCUUUGGAAAGCAUUUGGUGAAUAUGUCAAGCCCUUUAUUCCGGUCUCAGCACCUGAAGUUAACGCACUCUAUAAUUGUGUUUUAUAUACCGAAUUAUCAAUUUAAUCUAAUAAAAAGAAUUUAUUAGAAGCAUUGUCCAAGGCUUUCUUCAUUGGUUCUCUGGAUUCGAAACACGUUUUGAUUAAAUUAGAAUCGAUCUAUGACUAUUACACACUCAUGCACAAACAGGUAUGGUACAUUCAAGGUAUUCUUAUGCGUGUUUUGAAACAUAACUUUGAUUUCAUUCCUCCGGUUGAAUCCCCAGUAGCCCCGGUGUGGAAUUCUCUUCCUAAAUUGCCUUUAGUAUUCUAUGACAAGGCUAUUUUGCAUACGACUGGCUUAGAUUUGGGUUCACCCAUUAAAGUUGAUGAGAAAACAUCAAAUAAAAGUAGAUUAUAUUUGGCUAGAAUGUGUGUGGAAAUUGAUGUUUCAAAGCCCAGUCUGUCAGAGAUUCGUAUUGGGUAUGACAAUUUUUCCAUUUGGCAGCCAAUAGUUUAUGAAGGUGUGCCUCUUUAUUGUAAUGAGUGCAAGCAUCUUGGUCAUGAUUCUCACGAUUGCAUUACAAGCUGAGAAGAAGGAAGAUACAGGCAACCCUCAAGUUGAGAAAUCCUUGGAGCUAAAUGAUAAGAUUAAUGUGCAAAAGUUUCAAGAGUACGAGAUGAAUGAACUUGGAGAGCUCAAAGGGCCUCAUUCUCGAAGUUAAAGAGCAAAGUUUAACAGAUUCCCUUGAGUCUGAGAGACCUAUUCAAAAGAUCAAGGAUAGCGAUGCUCAAGUUCAUGACUCUAUUUUGGAUACUAACAAUGAAAAAUUCAAAAGCUGUCUUGCAAAAAUAAAAGUCGAGUCUCAAUUGUUUCAGAAAGACUGAACUUCUUCAAAAGAAAAAAAGCUAAAGAAGUAGUGAAAUUAUCAACAUUGCAUUCAUCUCUGCUGAACCCUCCUGUAUCAAUUGAAAAACUAGAAGAAGAGGUCACAAAAGUAGUGUCCAAGAAAACUAAGAAACGAAAUGAGGUGGCUACAAGGAAUAUUCAAACAUGACAGAAAUAAGGCGCCUACAAGGAAUUAUCAGUAGCUGAGUUUUCUCAAUAUUGUUUUUCCUUGUUCAACUUUAUCCUCUCAUUAGCUUUUGUACCCCUUUUAUCAAUAAAAUCUUCUCUUUUCCAAAAACAAAAAAUGGUCAUUACUUAAACAUCCGUUUUAAAUCUUCCAUAAGACUGUGGCCACUGAUUGCAAUUAUUUUCUUUUAAACACAUAGAUCUAUUCCAUUCAUCUUACUUUUGUCUAAGAAAGUACCAAAUAUCAAAUGACUACACUUUUUUGCACAUCGAUAGCAAGAAGAAAAUAAAUGCAUUUUUUGUUCAAUUCUUUUGUUAACUCCUUGGAAUAGAAGUUUGAACAUAGAGAAUGGUAAGAAGAAGAAGAAGAGUACUAAUUAUUUUUCAUCUUUUCUAGGCCAACAAUCUUAGAGCAUUAUUAUGGUUCAGCUUAAGCAACUUUGAUAGAACCUUGGGAUACUUCAACUAAGAACAGUAGAAAAUCAAGCAGAUGAUCAAGAAGAUUUAUUGAAGUAGGGAAUGUUUACAGAAAGAAUCAAAUAGCCACGGACAAUUCAAGAUGCCUAGUCUCCUAGCCUAUUCCAACAGAAUAGUUGCCUACCUCCUGCGUUCCCCCUUCCUUACUAUUUAUAGUACUUCUAUUUAAUUAAGGACUGGCCCAUUAUACCUAUUUACUAAAAUGGCCCAGAAUCUACAUUUAAACUCUAUUACACUCUUCAAUACUAUUAGUAUUCUUAUUAGUAUUAUUGUCUAUGUUCCUGUCAAACAUAUUUCCUUUUAGUUCCAUUUUGGAUUGGAUUUAAUACACUGUUAUGGUAAGUAAAUUUAAGUGGCAUUUUUUUCUAUUCAAGUAAAACGUAUUUCUUCUCUUAGGCUAAUGUUUCAAAAGGAGAUAAGUUGCUCAUUUCGUAAUUAUGGCCAAGGUUUUUGCUUAGUUUGCUCAUUUCAUUUUAGAUGGGAAAUUGUCAUAAAUAGGAGUAAAUGAGGUUUGGAAUUCCAAAAUUGAACUUCUAUGUUUUUCUUCCUGAAAUAGGAGUUGUUACUGCCAUGUAUGAAAAAUAUUGUCAUCAUUGAAAAAUUCUCUCAUUAAUUAUAAUAAAUAUUGUCAUUUUAAAUGCACUACACUACAACUACUUGGCAUCACGUACAAUAUGGCCGUAAAUACCGUCAUGUUAGUCCUAUUUAUGAAAUAAAAACAUAGUAGUCUUAUUUUGGAAUUUCAAACUCCAUUUACUCCUAUUUUGGGAAAUCUAAGAUUACUUUUGUAAUUGCUAUAACUAAUCGCCUUAUUAAAAAUUGUUAUUUUGUAGAAGUUAAAGUUCUGUUUUUAACUUUUAAGUUUUAAAAUGCUUAACUUAAGUUGAUGUUAUCACUUGAAAACACCAAUUUUAAUUUUUUAAACUAGAAAAUUAAUUGUUUAUUGUUUCUUUCAAGUUCUUGCAAACACUCCCACAGUAAAACAUCUGUUUAUUAUGUAUGAGAAUACAUUCAUAAGAUAUAUUUCCAUUUUUAAACAAAACGAAUUAUCAGGGUUUUUUUAAUAUAGAUUAUUUGUUUUGGUUAUUAUGAAGUAAUGCAAGCUGUUGUCAAAGGUUUACAUAUUGAAUCAUUCACUCACACAUGUUAUCUUAUUAGAAUUAUGAUUCUUUAAAACACAAUAAGUACUCCCUCCGUCCCUAAUAAAACUUCCAAAUAGGUUUAGCACACAGUUUAAGAUAGUGGUAUUGUGUGGUGAAGAGUUGUGCAGAGGAGAGAGAAAUGUGUAAGAAUUGUUGUGAACCACAAAUUCUGACCAAAAAGGGAAAGUGGAAGUUUUAAUUGGGACGGACGAAAAAAAAAGUUGAAAGUUUAUUUGGGGACGGAGGGAGUAAUAUAUAAUCUAUGACCAUUAGUUUAAUUGUGUGUCAUAUUUUAUUAGUUUUGGGUCUCGUGCAACACACGGGUGUAACACACGGGUGUAAGACUGGUUCACAUAUAUGGGAAAAAAAGUCUAACCUCAAAUAUUCAAUUUCUUCUCUUUUUUGGAUAGCCGCUCUUCAUGAGAUAAUACGUUUUUAGGGACAUGGAUUUGCUUUAUUUAUUUCUUUGUCUCAACACCAAGUCGUAUCCCUUAUGACCUCAUUCUUCUCCCCAAGAAUUUUGGACAAUCCAAUAUGUUACACCAAUGGACGAUACUCCGUAACCAAUGAUUAGAAUCACAUGAUAUGAAAAUAAUUUUUGAGAUGUCAAUUCGUGUUUGGUUGGUCCUAGGGGUGGGCAAUUCGGCUUACGGUUCGGUUUUCUUCGGUUUCGGUUCGAUUUCGGUUUAUUCAGGUUGGGAGAAUUUGUACCAAACUAAAACCAUUUGUGUUUCGGUUUGGUUUCGGUUCGGUUUAAAGUUUGGUUUACCAAAAUAAAAAAAAUAUUAUGUUUAAUUUAGCUUGAUUUGAUUCGUUUGUUUAUGUUUAUUAUUUAAUUUGAUCAAGUUCUAUAUUUCAGAAUUAGAAAAUGAAAGAGUAGUCCAUCUCAUCUUUUUUUAAUUUAUUGAUUAUUUAAAUAAAAUGUAAAAGGAAAUCAAAGAUGUAAAAAUAAAUAAAAAAUAUCAUAAAUUGAAACUUCUAACAUCUUUUUUAUCACUACAAAAAAUUCAUUUCUUACAAAUAAAAAGAUAGUUGAUUAGCAUUUAUAAUAUCACGUAAAAUAUUCAAAAAACCUAAAAGAGUCGAUGGUACAAAUGUUGUAAUAUUCACAAUUUUAUUGAAAUGAAUCAUGUAAAAAUAUAAAUGCAAUUUGCUAUCGCCAAACAUAAUAAAUACAAAUAUGUCGUAUUAGCUAACUUUGUCAUAAUGAAUGUAUGAAAUGUGUAAAAGUUAAAAUGAUACGAGUAUAUGCUUAAAUAUGUAUUUUCAUGUCUAAAUUAUUUAUUUAUAUCUUAAAAAUGAAGAGUGAAGAUAGAUACAAAGUGUGUGUGUGUAUAUGUUGUUCGGUGUUCGAUUCGAUUUACGGUUUUUCCGUUUUAAACCAAACCAAACCAAAGUACCAAAUCAUUCGCUUUGAGCAAAUGUUUGCCAAACUGUUUACUUAAGUAAACCCAAACCAAAUCAAACCACCAAUUUUAAUAAUAUUUAAAAGUUUUUUUGAGUUUCUUUAGUUCGAUUCGGUUUUGUUCGGUUUUUGUUCGGUUUAAUACAGUUUGAAAGAAAUAGUACCAAACUCAAACCAAAUUGCAUAUGGUCCGGUUUCGAUUCAGUUUGGUACGGUUCGGUUAAACCAAACCGUUAUGCCUAGGGGUGGGUUCGGUUCUUGUAGUUUGGUUUUGACCUAAAACCAAAUAUAGAAUCAAAGUAAAAAGUUCGGUUCGGUUUCGGUUCGGUUUUACACUUCAAAACUUGGAACCACGGUUUGAUUGGUUCGGUUUGUUUCGAUUCGGUUUCGGUUUUUUCGGUUUUUUGCCAAUAAAAUUAUCAUUUGAUUUAAAAUUGUUAUAAUACUUUGAGGGAUCAAACAUAUACAUAGUAUUACAUAAAGAAUGCAAGCACACUACAACAAAUAAAAUAAAAAUGAAAAUAAAUAAAUAUGUCUUGAAUUAUAUGAGUAUGCGAGAGAGAUAAAAGUAUAUAUUAUUAAUCUACAUUGUUUGUGACUAGUUAAAAAAAAUCAUGAGUAUAUAAUUAUAUACGUUCUAUGUGAUAUAGUUGAGAUGAAUAUUUAUUGUUUCAUCAAUAUGAAUUAUUUAAGUUAAAUAAAAAUAAAAGUUAAUUAAUACUAAUAACUAGUAAAAACAUAUUAUCAUCAUUCCGUAUAGCUACAUUAUUACGGACAAUGAAUGUGUAAAUGAAUUUAUAAACUAAACUAAACAUAACACAAACAUUAUUUCUCUAGCACAAGAAAACCAAAGACUAUUAAUGAUAUUAGGAUUUGUUAGGAUUAAUGCUUAACAAUUGACAAAUAAAUUUUAUAUUUUAAUUUGUUCGGUUUGUUCGAUUCGAUUUGGUUUUGAAGAGUAAAAAUCAAAACCGAACCAAACAACUACGGUUCGGUUCGGUUUUUUACAUUCGGUUUCGGUUUGUUAGCGAUUCGGUUUUAUUUGGUUAGGGUUCGGUAUGAUUUGAUUCGGUUUUCGAUUUUUCGGACCCAGGCUUAGUUAUGCCCACCCCUAGUUGGUUCGUUGUAGAUUCCUUGUUUAUAUUACAUCAUAUUAUGCUCUUAAAAUACAUAUUAUAAGCAUGCAAUAUAUAUACAUAUUAGUUGCACUUACAGUUUGUUUGUUUUGUCUGUUAAAACUCGGAGUAUUCAACAAAGUUCCAACAAUAGACUACUUAACUAGAACGCGUUGCAACUUCAAAUUAUCACAUCUGAACAACUAAAAAUCUCAUCAAUUCGUACCGUUGUAGCCUAUCAUUAAAUUGGUACCGUAAAUGAUAUGAACUAUCAGUAUUCAAAAAAUAAUAAAUUAUGCUUGAACACAAUAGUAGUGAUUACACUUAUUAGGUAUUUACAUUUGUAAGGUAGCACUUUUAUUUACUACCAAUAAAAAAGCACUCGGUUUCUUCAAAAAGUCCAUCGUCACGCACUUGGUCAAUCAAAUCAUUGAACUCCAGCACUCCUCGUAUGGGAACAUGAUGUAUCACAUAUGUUGCAUCGAAAGUUGAGUUCGCUACUACGUUUGUUUCCCAAUGUUGAGCAAUGUUUCAACCGCUCUUGUCAUUGAAAUAGCCCAACGUCUAGCUACAAAAUCACAACUCAGAAAUUUAUAUAUAAUGAUAAUGAAAAUAUCAUUAACAUAUAUCAAAGGCAUUGAUUGUUGUCAGUCGUCAUGCACCACAAUCGCUAUAUAUAUAUAACGUAUCCUCCAAUAUUGCCAACCUCCAAUAUUGCUAUAUUAUAGAAUACCAGAGUUUAAAUUGGGCAACCUAAAAUAUUGGAGUUUACAUUAUAUAAAUAUACGAUUGUGAUGUAUGAUGACUUACAAAAAUCAACCUCUUUGAUAUAUGGCGAUAAUAUUUUUAUUAUCAUUAUAUAUAAAUUUGUGAGUUAUCACUUUGUAGCUAUAUGUUGGGCAAUUUCAAUGACUAGAGCGGUUGAAGCAUUGCUCAAUAUUGGGAAACAACCGGAGUAUCAAACUCAACUUUCAAUGCAACAUAUGAUAAAUCAUGUUACACAUGUCAUACGGGUAGUGGUGGAGUUUAAUGAUGUGAUUGACCACAUGCGUGACGAUGAACUUUUUGAAGAAACAAUUUGCUCUUUUAUUGGUAGUAACUCAAAGUGGUAUCAUUCAAAUAUAAGUACCUAAUUACUACUAUUGUAUUCAAACAUAAUUUAUCAAAUUGAUGAGAUGUUUAUUUGUUCAUACGUUGAUGAUGUAGAGUCGCAACGCGUUCUAAUUAAGCAGCCUAUUGUUGGAACUCUAUUGAAUAUCUCGAGUUUUAACAGACAAAACCAACAAACAACUCGUAUAUAUUACAUGCUCAAAAUAGUAUUUUAAAAGCAUAAUAUAUGAUGUCAUAUAAAUAGGGAAUCUACAACGGACCAACCAAACAGGAAUUGAAAUCUCAAAAGUUAUUUUUAUAUCAUGUGGUCCUAAUAAUUGGCUACGGAGUAUCAUCAACUGGUGUGCCAUAUUGGAUUGUCCAGAAUUCUUGGAAAGAAGAAUGGGUCAUAAAGGAUACGGCUUGGUGUUUAGACAAAGAAAUAAGAGAAGCAAAUCCAUAUUCCUAAAAACGUAUCAUUCCAUGAAGGCCGACUAUCCAAGAAAGGAGAGAAAUUGAAUUUUUGGGUUAAACUUUUUUCCCCAUAUAUGUGAACUAGUCUUACACACGUGUGUUGCACGGGACCCAAACUAAUAAAAAAUGACACAAAAUUAAAUUAAUGAACAUAAAUUAUACAUUACUUAUGAUUAAACAUGUACACCUUUGACAAUAGCUUGCAUUAUUUAACAAUAACCAAAACCAAUAAUCUAUAUUUAAAAACCUGAUAAUUGAUUUUUGUUUAGAAAUGAAAAUAUAUAUUAUGAAUGUAUUCUCAUACACAUUAAAUCGUUUUUACUAUGGGAGUGUUUGCACGAACUUGAAAAAAAUAAUAAACAAUUAAUUUCUAGCUUAAAAAAUUAAAAUUGGUGUUUUCAAGUGAUAACAUCAGCUUAAGUUAAGCACUUUAAAACUAAAAGUUGAAAGCAUAACUUUAACUUCUGCAAAAUAACAAUUUUCAAUUUUUUAAUAAGGUGGUUAGUUAUAGCAAUUACAAAGGUAAUCUAAUAAAUCUAAAAUGAGAGAUUUCACAAAAUAGGAGUAAAUGCAGUUAGGAAUUUCAAAAUAUGACUACUAUGUUUUUAUUUCCGAAAUAGGACUAACAUGACAGCAUUUACGGCCAUUUUGUAGGUGUGACUACCAAUUAGUUGCAGUAUAGUCCAUUUAACAUGACAGUAUUUAUUAUAAUUAAUGAGUGUAUUUUUCAAUCAUGAAAAUGACAGUAUAUGUGCAAGUGGUUCAAAUAUUACAAGCCAAUUUCCUCAAGAAAACAAGAGAUCGAGCAUGCAUACGAGUAAACCCCUUUAUUGUGUUAUAUUGUGUUCUAUUUUACUUGCAGUAUAUUUGGAACUUUGUUACAUCCAUUAUAUGUUACACUUCUUAUAUAUUAAGAGUUUAUUUGGUAACACCGAAAUUGGUUGAAAUAUGCGGGAAUUAAUGAAAUUGGCUAAAAAUUAUAUUUAAACAUAUUUUAUGAAUAAAAUAAAGAAAUAAGCAAGUCCAACCUUACAAAAAAGUUAUAACCAGUGGCGUAUCCACUAUGGGGGCAGCGGGGGCAGCUGCCCCCACUCAACCCCAACUCAACCCCUAUAUAUAUGUCCAAAUGUUUACAAGAAAUUGCUCAAAUUAAGAGUUAGUAGAAAAAAUUCUAAAAUAGGAUUAGAAGUGUUUUCUUUAGUAUUAAAAGAAUGAAAGGCUAAAAAAUUCACUAAAUUUUGUUAUGUUUAAGACUGUUUAACUUAUAGUUAGGUAAAUUUAUUACAUUUUAUUUGCAAUUACAUCUUUACACACCCGUAAUGUAAAUUAAUCUUCUUCUUUUUCAUACUUGUACAUAGAUAUUAUAAACUAAAUUUAAUCAAACAAUAAUAUUAAUAAUGUGAUUUGUUAUUUGUGAAAUAUGAGACUAAAUUGUAGUCAAGUUUGCCCCCACUCGCCAAAGUUUCUGGAUACGCCACUGGUUAUAACAAGGAGCAAAUUUGAUCCAAAACCAAGUCAUCGAUUCCAUGGUCUUUCCAAAUUAUAACCACUUAGAGAAGAAGAAACUUGCUUGAAGCAGGGUUGUUGUGAUCCUCUACAGCUUAUUAAAAUAUUUCAUUUAUGUUUUUUUGUAAGUCUUUUUAUCAAAUUUGUUACGGAAAAUUAAUAAAUGAAAGGAGUUUUUAGCUACUUAGCUUUCAAUUGGGCCGUUUAUGUUGAUGAGACUUGCUUUGACCUCACCCACUAAUUUUGACUUGGUCAAAAUCAAGGGAAAGCAUUCAGUUGCUGUUUACAAGAGCAAGCACGACUUCGAAGACACUCCAGCCGCUCAGACCAUAAAAUCCGCGGUGAUGGCACGCAUCCGGCUGUUUCCGCCGUUGAGAACCGCCAGAAAGGCCCAUGCGCCAUUCGGAGUUGCUGCGAUGACUGGAGAGAGGGGCGGAGGGAGCCUUGGCCGUAUCCUUCACCUGGUGUAUGCUCGGAUAUCGCUGUCAGAUAAAAGGGAUUCUCAGCGGGGACACUCGCGCCGGAGGUGGCGGUGAGAGAUGCGACCAGAGACCGGUGAGGAGAAAGAGCAGCUGCAGACGGCGUUUGGCGGCUCUGCGAAUGGAGCGGUGGAGGAACCAUUGCCGUUUUGAGGUUAUGUUUCCUUCCCACCGGCCAUUAAUGGCGGAGAUGCUAAGAUCUAGUUUCUGCGAGGCUUGCCUAGAUAGGGUAAGUUCUUGGAGACGAAAACCAUGGGCAGCGCUCAACGACGACUGACGGAGGCCACAGCUCGAGGUUUGGUGUGGAGUCCUUCAAGGCUGCGACAACCAUAACUUGAAGCAACGCAGGCGAGUUCUGCAGCCACGAUUUGCGAGAUCUGCAGCAAGUUAACAUCUGGAGCAGGUGGCAGCAAGAUUCAGCUGACUGCGCACCGACGGUGGCAUCUCCGGACCUGGGAAUUUCGGAUAACAGUCUUGACUAGAUUUUUUCUGGGAAUGAUGAACUAUGGAUAUUUUUUGCUUAAACUCUCAAUGAAAACACCAUUGGAUGGAUAACAUAGAUCCAAACAUAUAUAAUUAGAAGAGAUUUGAGCCAUGGAGAGGUGAGAAAGAAGAGGAAUAGUAGGGAGUGUAAGCUUAUGUUCUAGGGUUACAAGAGGCUGGGAUGGGCCUCUAUUUAUAGUAGGAGCAUGUGUAUAAAUAGAGGAAUAACAUGUUGGGUCAUUAAAACAGACCACAUAAGUCGUUCAUCUUAGUGUUUAAAUAUAAUUUAAGUUUAUCAAACAAUCUAAAAAAUCUUCUUGAUACUUAUUUUUAGUUUUGUAAAAAGAGAGGUAUUCAUUUCCCUGCGGAUAGGGAUGGCCUCGGGCCGGCGGUCCCGAUUCGGGCCAGGCCCGGCCGGGCCUCGGGUCUAUUUUGUUGGGCCCGAGCCCGAACUGGUUGCCACCGGUUCCGGGUCCGGUUCCGGUUCCGGGCCGAGCCACCCGGUUAGUUUUUUUUUUUCCUAUUCUUUUCUCGCCCCUCCCUCCCCCCCCCACCCCACCCCCAAACCCCCCAAACCGGUCCUAAACAUCAAGCCCAACUCAAUAAAGCCCAAAAAAAUGAAAAAACAAAAAAAAAAUAGUUUUUUGGCCCGGACCUGGGCCCGACCCGGCCGGUUCGCCAAAUACAAGGCCCGAGCCCGGACCCCCCCCCCACCAGGCCUAGGCCCGACCCGGACCCGAGAACCGGGCUGGUUCCGGGCCAGCACAGUGGCGGGCCGGGCCGGGCGGCCCGAUCCGGGUCCAUGACUACUUGUGGAUAUGAACCUUAUUACGUUAUACUACGUAUAAGUGUUGUAUUGUAUUAUUAUUUUGAGUGCACACCACGACAAAGUGCUUGUCAAAUUUGGCGCCGUUGUCGGGGAAAGGCAAUAAUUUUUCCUUUUCUUUUAAUUCAAGAAAAACAAAAAGAAAUAAAAUAAACAAAAAUAUAAAGAGUUCUUAUUUUUCUAUUUCUGAACUUUGUGAAGCGUAGAGCUCAAAGAGCUGCACAAAUUAUGUUAAAUACAAUUAGGGGGUGUGCACAAACCGGUUCAAACCAGUAAACCGGACUAGACUGAAAAAAUGGGGCCGACCCGACCCGGAUGAUAUCCGGUUUGAUUUUCGGUUUUCAAAUAUUGUUUUUGAAGUCCGUGGUCAUGUUUUGGUUAAAAACUGGAUUGUUCCGGUUUGGAACGGAUUAACUGGUUUUCUAUUUUCUUUAAUAAAUUAAUUAAUAGUAUUAAUAUAAAAUCAUAAUAGAAUAAUAAAAUUAAUAAUUAAUAAUCCCUCCGACCCAAUAUAAAAAGCACACUUUCUUUUUCGGUCCGUCCCAAUAUAAAAGGCACAUUUCCCUUUUUGGCAAACAAAACAGUGCAAAACAGUGCCAAACAGUGUCCAAACAGUGCCAACCAGUGUCUAAACAGUGUCAAACAGUGUUCACCCUUAAAAACUCCCCAAACGCAAAUGUGCCUUUUAUAUUGGGACAGAGGGAGUAAUAUAUAUAAAAAUAGAAAUAUUAAUCUUUUUAAUAUGUAGUAUAUAUUGCCCUAAUGUUUUAUUCAUCUACUUAUUCUUAUUUUCUUUAAUAAUAGAAUUAACUAAUAUUUACCAUUCUACGCUCAAAUUGCUUCAAUCUUUGCUCUAUAAAACUAGUAAAAGUAAAUAAAUAAUAAUGAUGAUGAUGGUGAUGGUGACGGUGACGGUGAUGAUGAUGAUGAUGAUGACGACGAUGAUGAUAAUAAUAAUAAUAAUAAUAAUAAUAAUAAUAAUAAUAAUAAUAAUAAUAAUAAUAAUAAUAAUAAUAAUAAUAAUAAUAAUAAUAAUAAUAAUAAUAAUAACAUCAAUAAUAAUGUAUCAUUAGUAACCUCGGGGGAUAUUAAUCCACCAUAACGGUCUUCACCACCUCGGAGGAUUUUAUCCCGUUAUAACGGUGGUGGCGAUAGCAUAAUACUCUCUCCGGUUUUUAUUAAUCUUUACACUUUCUUUUUUGGGACGGUCUAAAUUAAACUUCACACUUCCAAAUUAGGAAAGUUUUUAAUAUGAAAUACCCUUUAUGUUCCUAUCCCAUUUACCCAUUUGCUCGGCCCACUUUUAUUCGCAACUCCAUUUACUCUCCCGAAUCUUCUCUCUUUAAUCACCUCUCUCUAUCUUCAACCCCUCCAUCGCCUCGUAACCUCCAUCGCCACCCCUCCUUCUCCUCACUUCCACCCCUCCAUCUCCUCACUUCCAUCGCCACCCCUUCUUUCUCCUCACUUCCAUCGCCACCCCUUCCUUCUCCUCUCUUCAACGGAUCCGAAAGGAUCACCUCCUGAAAACCCUAAGGCGGCUAAGCUUCCCAAACCCACACACGAUGCAGAGAUUGGACCCUCAAAAUCCGAGAUUGAGUCAUGUGUAAAUCCAGAAGCUGAGAAUGCACCGCCACUUCAAUGGUAUGCAAAUAGAUACCACGAGUCAGAUCCCUACAGACUAUUCAUAGUUCAAUUUGGUUCUCAAAGCUCAUCUGAAACAAAUCCGAACUGGCGUUUGCGUAAGAAAUACAGAUUCAACCUUGUUUCUCAUACAUUCGACGGUUUAAAAGGCAUGAAUUCAAAAGAUGGAGAAGAAGUGAACUCGGGACCGGCACUGGUUCCAUGAGGGGGAAGAGAGCGACGGAGGCGGUGGGGAAGACGACGGAGGUAGCGGCGGGGAAUAUAUCGACUGGGGCAAGGGAAAGAAAAUGAGCCGUUUUUCUUUUACUGUGAACAUGGGGGUAACUUCCUUUUGGGGUAUAAAUGGAAAGUUAACACAAAUUAUUUCACUUCCUUAAAUGUUGAAAAGUUGAUCAAUAAAUAAUACUGUAAUAUUAAUGAUCAUACUACUAUCUAAUGUUGUAUGCAAAAAUUAGGAGUAUUGGGCUUUUAAGGUACUUAGCUCUUAUUCGCUGGAUUGCCCGGUCAUAAUUUGUAUUUGGGCGAAUUGGUCUGCCAGAAUAAUACUCUAGGAUGUGAGGUAUGGCCAGGGGCCACGUCUCCUUCAGAAGACUCCUUGAAACAAGGUUGGAGUCCGCAGAAGUGUUCCCUUGGGCGAGUCAACGCUUCCGGCGCCCUGGAUCUGCCUGCGUGGGUCUCCGCCAGUUGAUGCGUUGGUCGGGAACCGUCCUUGCUAGUUGAAAAAAACCUCACGCCUUGGCUAACUCAUGCUCGUCCGUUGUUGGUAUGUGCGCUCCAGGCUUCACCUUCCAUGGGAGCAAAGAUCUGUAGGCAGCCAUUCAUGGCGGACAGUCGAGGUUUUGACUUUCUUGAGCUGCGAUGGAGACUGGACCGGUGGCAGAGUGACAAGGAGCUGCGCGAGCAGCGCUGUACUGGAGUUGGCAGAACUCGUGCUUGGGGUCGCUCGCUGCGCAGGUAGCAGAUGGAUCGCCGGAGAUUUCUGUCCCUCGCGUCACGACCGGUCUUGGAGCAGUGGACCCAGGAGCUCUCAACGGUCAUCCCCUUCUUCUCUAGAAGCUGGUCUGGAUUCCGCCAUUUUUACAGAUGGGAAUUCCAGAUCUGAUUCUUUUCCCUUCUUAGAACAGUUUCUUGGCUGUUUUUUUUUUUUCUAUUUUGGAUGAAUUUUGGGUGUUUUUGGAAGGUUUUUUCGCUUAAUUAUACUCAAACUCUCAAUGGAGAGUUGAACUAUGGUGUGAGGUGUGAGGAAGAAGAUGAUGAAUAGUAAUUGUGUAUUGCCAAUGGGAGUUGGGAAAUAGGGUUACAAGAGGGGAAAUAGGGUUACAAGAGGCUCCAAGUGGAAUAUAAAUAGAGAAACAAUGGGCUUGGGCUGUGUCUCUAAUAUGGGUCCGAAAAAUCCAACUACAUCAAUGGCUAAUCUAGUAGAUACAAGUGAUAUAAAGACUGUACAAUAAUCUAUUACUUUCAUAACGUAAAAAUUUUCACGUUUCAAAAGUAGGUAGAUUAAGAAUAGUGAAAGAAGAUAUGAAUUAUUGAGGGUAUUAGAGGAAGAUAGUGAAAUAAUAUGAUGGAAUGUGGGAUAAAUCCAAAAAAAAGUAGUUGUAAUAGUGUAUUAUUUUCAGAAUUAUUGAGGGUAUGAUGGGAAGUUUUAGAAAUGUGAACAUUUUUUUUGUUACUCCCUCCGUCCCUAAUAUCUUUGUCAAGUUUGACCGGCAUGGGGAUUAAUAAAGUAAAAACUGUGUGGUUGUGGUUUGUGCAGAGGAAGGAGAAUUAACUGGAACCACGAAUUCUUUACUGAAAAGGGAAAACGUCAAAGUUAAUGGAACAUCCAAAAAAGGAAAGUUGGCAAAGUUAUAAGGGACGGAGGGAGUAUCUAGUAAGCGUGUGUAGACCGUUGUUCAGACCCAAUAGUCAUGAGAUGUGGGGGCCAAGUCUAUAUACUUUAUCAACUAAUAUCAAAUUUCAGCUAAAAAUUUGAAUUGGGGAGGCAGUCAAAUGAAUCUUUGAAGAUAACUGUGCAGUUAAACAGCGUAGUACAUUUCAAAAAAUCAUUUGAUUGUCUUCCUGGUUGAAUUUUUAUCUGAAAUUUGGUAUGAGUAACCUAGACUUAAUGAAUAAGAUGAUUAAAAAUUUGACGGCCGGAUAGAGCCUCCUAUAUAAGGGGUGAAUUGCACUAUUUUAGUUAGUUCGAGGGUCUAUUUGACCCUUUAGCCUUUUAUGUAUUACAUAUUUGUGUCAUGUCAUAUGAAAGAUCAUAAAAAUGAGUUUUCCC
This is a messenger RNA of Cuscuta epithymum, 17054 nucleotides long. Lineage: Eukaryota; Viridiplantae; Streptophyta; Magnoliopsida; Solanales; Convolvulaceae. The record is from the annotation of a GenBank genome assembly.